Spea bombifrons (plains spadefoot toad) is the source of this 1187-nucleotide messenger RNA. RefSeq names its product ADP ribosylation factor related protein 1 (gene ARFRP1). The transcript has 7 exons. The record is from RefSeq and is a predicted model, not a curated record. Bases 24 to 668 code for a protein of 214 amino acids. Gene Ontology annotation, biological process: intracellular protein transport; Golgi to plasma membrane protein transport; protein localization to organelle. NCBI's taxonomy places the organism in Eukaryota, Metazoa, Chordata, Amphibia, Anura, Pelobatidae. Gene Ontology annotation, cellular component: Golgi apparatus. Gene Ontology annotation, molecular function: GTP binding; GTPase activity.
AUUGCCAGUCUGAGGCGUGAUUGAUGCUUGUGGUCUCUUUUCUCGUCUCGCAGGGUCUCGCCAUGUACACCCUGCUUUCGGGGCUGUAUAAAUAUAUGUUCCAGAAGGAGGAAUAUUGCAUCCUGAUUCUGGGCCUGGACAAUGCCGGGAAGACGACCUUUUUGGAACAAACUAAAAUCCGAUUCAGUCGGAACUACAAGGGGAUGAAUCUCUCCAAGAUCACGACCACGGUGGGGCUGAACAUCGGCACCAUUGCCGUGGGGAAGGUCCAGCUGAUGUUCUGGGAUCUCGGUGGCCAGGAGGAGCUGCAGUCGCUGUGGGACAAGUAUUAUGCUGAGUCGCACGGAGUGAUUUACGUCAUCGAUUCUACAGAUGAGACGCGUCUCUCGGAAUCAAAGAGAGCUUUCGAGAGAAUGAUCACCAGCGAGGCUCUGGAAGGCGUCCCUAUUCUGGUUUUGGCAAACAAGCAAGACGUGGAGGGCUGCCUCUCCAUCCCAGACAUCAAGACGGCGUUCAGUGACUGCAUCAGCAAGAUUGGGAAGAGAGACUGUUUGACGCAGGCCUGCUCCGCGUUGUCUGGGAGUGGGAUCAACGAAGGGGUGGAGUGGAUGGUAAAAUGUGUGAUGAGGAACAUACAUCGCCCGCCACGACAGAAGGAUAUCACAUAAGAGUCAGGGGCUCCCAAAGUGCGGUUCUAGAGCCCUGGAGAUACAGGGAUCCCUGUGUUGAGAGAUAACAGACUAUAAAUCCAUGCAUUAGUUCCACAUCAUCCUGUCCGGCCGCAGAUGCCGGCGGGGUAUAGAAAGCUGUUUGUGAUAUCUGAUGUGCGUUCUGGUUCCCCACAUUCCUCACGAGCUCCAGGUUCUAGGUUCUGUUCGUCGUAUCAUCGCACAGUUUGGGAGACCCAGUGGCCGGUCCUCCCCCCGGACCUGGAUCACUGAGGAAUCGGAGGAAACGUUCUCGGUUCUGGGGUGGAGAACGCUGCCCUUAACUCGCUGUGUGUGUUUAUUUGUAAUGUUCUAGAUUCAGGGACCAAAUUGCAGCUUUCCGGACGGGCAGAUUGCGGGACUUUAACCUCAAACUGUAUUUCCCUUUUUAGGGGAAAGGAACGAUCCUUCGCUGUGUUCCAGGAUUAGACGUGAAAUCGUUUCUGUGCCGUAUUGUUUAAAUAAAGGGAUGAAUAAGGA